This is a messenger RNA of Penicillium digitatum Pd1, 690 nucleotides long. RefSeq names its product phosphoglycerate mutase. Gene Ontology annotation, biological process: regulation of pentose-phosphate shunt; negative regulation of glycolytic process. Gene Ontology annotation, molecular function: fructose-2,6-bisphosphate 2-phosphatase activity. Gene Ontology annotation, cellular component: cytosol. The record is from RefSeq and is a predicted model, not a curated record. NCBI's taxonomy places the organism in Eukaryota, Fungi, Ascomycota, Eurotiomycetes, Eurotiales, Aspergillaceae.
AUGGCUCAGAUCAAUUGCCUUGCACAGCAUUUCGUCUCCAAUUCAACCCAAUUUAUGACGGUGUUCUCUUCCGACUUAAGUCGAGCAAGAAUUACAGCUGAGGGAGUUUGCCGUGCACAGGUUUUACCCUCUGGUGAAAUACCCUUGCAACCGAUAUUGACUGGGAAUUUAAGAGAGAAAGAUUACGGAUCGAUGGAAGGCCGCUUUUGGAAAACCUCUCCUCCAUUGCCAAGGCCUCAAGACUGGGUAACGCCCGAGUCAAAAGCAUCAAUGAGAAAGAGGGUUGAAAACUUUUUCGACGAGCACCUGCUCCCACUACUGAUGUGUGACCCACACGGCCGACAAGAUAUCGCAAUCGUGGCCCACGGCAUUAUCCUCCAAGAGCUAUGGGCAUAUUUAAUGGAGAUCUCCAAUUCAGCGGUCACCAAAUCUGCUCUCGACUUUUGCGACACCAACUUGACUGCGCUUCAUAGAAAGCCUGUUUGGUCAAACACCGGCUACAUGACGAUACUUAUUACUCCCCACACAAUUGAAAGGACUCUGCUGCCUACUGCCAUGCCAUGCUUCACGCUUGUUGUUCUGGGCAUUGACGAUACAAAACAUCUUGCCAAUCUCCAUCGCACUAGGGGUGGGGUUGGAACUGCCGCACAUGACACGAAACAAAGAAAGAUCGAUCAAUUUUUCCGAUAA